AUAUCAAAAUUGCUGGUACUUCAUUCGUGGAAAAGGACGACCAGAUACAUUUAAUUUGUAAUGCUACCGGCCUAGAACAUCCUCCUGACUACUUGGACUGGUUUCUCAAUGGAAACAAGCUAUCAACUCGGAACAGCAACAAGAUUUCCAUCAGGCAGUUCGUAUCUAUAACCUCGCGAACUAUCGUCAGUAUCCUGGAGAUAAACGACGCUCAGAUGGAGGACAGUGGGAUGUAUGUGUGUCGAACCUCCAACCUUCAGAUCGUCAGCAUGAGAGUCACGGUCUUAAAUG
Molecule: messenger RNA, 291 nt
Organism: Candidula unifasciata
Lineage: Eukaryota; Metazoa; Mollusca; Gastropoda; Stylommatophora; Geomitridae
Source: the annotation of a GenBank genome assembly